UAGGUGUACAGUUACACUUGCCGCAAUAUUUUUCAUUGAAUACUUUUAAAAAAUAAUAAUAAAUACAUGUUCAUGACAUAUAUUUCGUGUAUAUGGAAGCUGUCUGAAUUCUGAUCGAUUCUACUAGCAGCCAAAUUUGUCUGUCGUUGAAUAACUGCCCAAAUCACUUCACAUUCUUGUUCUCUCAUGUCUUUUUUUGACUAAUUGAGCUGAAUAACUUUGUCUGAAUUGUGAGAACUGGUUUGGAUUUUGAUCAAAUCUUUUGUCAGUUUCAGCUUCCAUGGCUACAGACCCUUCACCACAGAUCCCAACCAGGGUUAAUUCAAGGAGGUCCAGCAACUUGAUACACCCAGUUGAUGUAGAAACGCCACCUGUUGGGACUCCAGGUCCAGUCGUUUACAGAGAAAUCAAGCGCUUCAAGAAAUGGAUACCUUGGUUGAUUCCUGCUUUUGUUGUUGCCAAUACUGUUGUGUUUAUCAUCACCAUGUACGUGAAUAAUUGUCCCAAGAAUUCUGUUUCUUGCAUUGCUGAUUUCUUAGGUAGGUUCUCCUUUCAGCCUUUUAAGGAGAAUCCUCUUCUGGGUCCUUCUUCUGCCACGCUGCAGAAGAUGGGGGCUCUAGAUGUAAAGAAAGUAGUUGAUGGACACCAGGGAUGGCGUCUCAUCACUUGCAAUUGGUUACACGCAGGCGUUUUUCAUUUGCUGGCAAACAUGUCGAGUCUUUUAGUCAUUGGAAUCUGGCUUGAAAGAGAUUUUGGAUUCAUACUGGUUGGAUUGCUGUAUAUCAUCUCUGGAUUUGGUGGGAGUUUGUUGUCUGCUCUUUUCAUCCAGUCAAAUAUCUCUGUUGGUGCCUCUGGUGCGCUUUUUGGGUUACUUGGAGGCAUGCUUUCUGAGCUUAUUACUAAUUGGACAAUUUAUGCUAAUAAGGUGGCAGCCUUUGUGACUCUCCUGGUCAUCAUCGCCAUAAAUUUAGCAGUAGGAAUCCUACCACAUGUUGACAACUUUGCUCACAUUGGAGGAUUUCUCACCGGUUUUCUUCUUGGAUUUGUGUUUUUCAUCCGCCCCCAGUUUGGAUGGGUUAGUCAAAGAUAUGCUCCUCCUGGACAUUCAAGUUCAGCUCGACCUAAAUUCAAGAAAUAUCAGUACAUUUUGUGGGUGGUUUCUUUGAUCCUGUUAAUUGUGGGUUUAACUCUUGGAUUGGUUAUGCUUCUCCGUGGAGUUGACGCAAAUGAUCAUUGUUCUUGGUGUCAUUACUUGUCCUGCGUCCCUACUUCAAGAUGGAGCUGCAAUUCAGAGCCCGCAUACUGCUCGUCCACCCAACUAGGCAGCCAGGUAAAUGUAACUUGCUCCACCAGCGGAAAGACCACCACAUACUUUUUGCCAGGCGCAAGCAAUUCUCAGAUCCAGAGUCUAUGUUCUCAGCAGUGCAGCUGAUUCUACAUGCCAAAAGAUGGAAGUUCGAUCAUGCAUCACUUUCAUGUACAAAAUAUUAUCAGUAGCCAUUCCUUUUAUACGUUUCUAAUACAUUGUCUUCCCAUAUAUACUACAUUGUUCUGUAAAUUGACCUUCAGCGUGGCACCGAUGAUUGAUUUACGAUUGGUUACUAUGAUUUAGAAGUGAAUCAGACGAAUAGACGGUAGUAUGAGAAUGCAGGAUUUCUAUUAUGCAGUACUGCAGCAGUUUCAAUAGGCCAACUCUAGAAUUGCUCUUUCAAAUAACCCACCAAGAAUUUAGUAACAUAGUAAUGUAUAGCAUCAUCUUGACUUAAUCCAAAUCAUGCAUUACUACAACAAUUCAACAGUUAAGCUAAAAGUGUUACACAAUUUGCUCAUUGUAUGAAUUUAAAAUAUUCCCACGAUUUUCCUUUCUCACCUUUCUCAAUGUUCCUGCUUUCAGAAUGAAAAUUCUAAUCAAUAUCUCUGGGGUUUUCAC
Molecule: messenger RNA, 1930 nt
Organism: Durio zibethinus
Lineage: Eukaryota; Viridiplantae; Streptophyta; Magnoliopsida; Malvales; Malvaceae
Product: RHOMBOID-like protein 2
Biological process (GO): proteolysis
Cellular component (GO): membrane
Molecular function (GO): serine-type endopeptidase activity
Source: RefSeq, a predicted model, not a curated record